Messenger RNA from Electrophorus electricus (electric eel), 3535 nucleotides. NCBI's taxonomy places the organism in Eukaryota, Metazoa, Chordata, Actinopteri, Gymnotiformes, Gymnotidae. The record is from RefSeq and is a predicted model, not a curated record.
UGUAGUGUGACGGGACGUCUGACAAUGUUGUUUGGCUAAAAUAAGUGACUAACGGUAUAUCGCAGGCGUCGAGUUUUAACAACCACUGCUAAUUCAUCAGGUCCUGUGCAUUAGGAAGGCACUACCUCAAUAUUGACGUUUGUAAAGACCAGACAGCACAAAGUAUAUCAAAUUUCGAGUUACGCCAGAAGUGAACUACAUGCGAGAGCUGUAGGCUACGUUAUCGAUGUAAGCAUGAUAUUACUGUCAUUUUUGGAGGAGAAAUUCGUGGUUUUCCUCGACUGUUGAUUCAGGAACCAGUGGCCUUUUCUAGGAACAUCAUGGACCUUUUAUGGAUUGUUUUGGUCCUUUGUGAUAUUAUUUUCCUAACAGACUGUGCUCGGGGUCCCCCACGUGUUUCAGAGAAAGUUGUCCACCGGCAGACGGUGAGGAUCGGACGGACCAUGAAGCUACAGUGUCCGGUGGAAGGUGACCCACCACCACUCAUUAUGUGGACCAAGGAUGGGCGCAAUAUCCACAGCGGCUGGAUGCGCUUCAAGGUCCAACAGCAUGCACUGCGCAUCAAGGAGGUGGAGGCCGGUGAUGCCGGUACCUUCAUCUGCAAAGCCACAAACGGCUUUGGCAGCGUCAAUGUCAACUACACCCUCAUUGUAAUCGGUGAUUCGAUCUCAGGAAGGAAUGAUGCUCAGGGAGAACGAGAGAACUCCCCCGAGCCAUUAGGAAAACUGGUGAGCCCCCGCUUCACCCAGCCAGCUAAGAUGAGGAAGCGAAUGAUAGCCCGGCCCGUGGGCAGUUCGGUCAGGCUUAAGUGCACGGCCAGUGGUAACCCCAGGCCCAACAUCAUGUGGAUGAAGGACAGCAGGCCCCUCACGCCGCAGGAGGUGGGCGAAGGCAGAAAGAAAAAGUGGACACUAAGUCUGAAGAACCUCAUGCCCGAGCACAGCGGCAAGUACACCUGCCACGUGUCCAAUCCAGCCGGGGAGAUCAACGCCACCUACAAUGUGGAAGUCAUCCAGCGCACAAACUCUAAGCCCAUUUUAACUGGCACCCAUCCCGUAAACACCACAGUAGACUACGGCGGUACCACAUCCUUCCAGUGCAAGGUGCGCAGUGAUGUCAAGCCCGUCAUACAGUGGCUCAAGCGAGUGGAGCCCGGUGAUGAGAGCAAGUACAACUCCACCAUUGAGGUGGGUGACCACCGAUUCGUUGUGCUGCCAACCGGCGAGGUGUGGUCUCGGCCAGAUGGCUCCUAUCUCAACAAGCUUCUCAUCACCCGGGCCAAAGAGGAGGAUGCCGGCAUGUACAUCUGCCUGGGGGCCAACACCAUGGGCUAUAGUUUCCGCAGUGCCUUCCUCACUGUGCUGCCAGACAACAAGCCCCACUUCUCCCCAAUACCUACUGUGUCCUCCCCUGGGCUCCCCUGGCCCGUGAUCAUCGGCAUCCCGGCCGGAGUGGUCUUUAUCCUGGGCACCGUGCUCCUGUGGUUUUGCCAAUCCAAGAAGCACUGCUCCUCAGGGGCCAUGGUGUCCGCCCAGGCCCUGUCCAAUGGGCACCGUCCUCCCCCGCGAGAGCGUGCCCUGCCGGGCGGAGACAAGGACUGCACGGGAUCCAUGUCCUACGAGGAGUACUUGACUCAGCAGCAGCAGCUGCUCCUGGCACAUGGCGCGCCCAAGAUCUACCCAAAGAUCUUCACAGACAUCCACACACAUACCCACUCACACGUGGAUGGGAAGGUCCACCAGCACCAGCAUAUUCACUACCAGUGUUAGCCUCGGUCCAGGCAGUGUGAGGCUCUCUCCGCUCCUGGUCUAUGCUCAGCUCCAUCCCUCCGCAGUCAAACUCCCCAGCUGGAGUUCCCCUUUGUAAGUUUGGACCUGCAGAACUUCAGCCAACUUUGAUAAGUCCUUGGGUCAAACUGCAUCACUGCUACAUGUUUCUACAGCCAGUAUCUGGAGAGUACAGACACGUACAUUUGAGCAAAGUCAUACACUUCCAUCUUCCAGACUGGAUAUCAGAAUAAUGUUACCACGAAAUAGAUAUGGAAUGUGGAAAAGGAAAAAAGGACAAUGCAUGACCCUGAAGUAAAAGAGAUGGUGUGUUUCAAACAAGCAAAUCUGAACACAACAGAGAGAAAAACAUUUUAUGAUUAUAUUACAAGCAACCCACAAUGUGCACGGUAAACAGAAAAAAAGUGAAUGUAUGGUCUCUUUGCCUCACAACACAUUGUGACCAUUGAGAUUUAUCUUUACAGUUAUGGCACCGCCACUUCUUUGUCAUUUUAGCUAUACUCAUGGACUCAGUUUGUGGAUGGGGCCAAAUGGUUCAAUUUCAACAGGCAGAACAUUUCAGUGACACCAGUUUGUGUUACUACACACUAUUCAGAAUUACUUGCCUGUCUAGGUGCUUGCAGGUAUAGAGGAUUUUUCACUGAAUCUUUAUAUGCCCAAAACAUAUUUUGUUGGACCCCCCCUUAAAGCUAGUUGAUUGCAUGAGGACCUAUAUGUAUACAUUAUUUUUGCAAGAGUCUUUAUAUCUGGUUUAAUAUAUGAACGGGACUUUUGUCUUUGGUACACAAAUUUUCAUAACAAUAAUUUUCUAAUCUUUUUUUUAAUUUUUUUAUUUAAGUAUAUCUCUUUUCCACUUGAUGGAAAGAAAGAAAACAGACUUGCCUGUUGUCUCAGACAGUAAUGGUGGUAAUUUUAUGUACUGCAGAUUUUGGUGAAGUUACUUAUAAAAUUCCAGUAAGGAAUGUAUAUCCGGUCUAAUCAGAGGUACCACAGUCAGAAUUUCCAGCUUUUGCUCAGGUGGCCCAUCCUUCUAUUUCUGUUCUAGGAUGUACUUGUAUUACCUUGACCACUAUAUGGAAACUGUGUGAAAAAAAAUGCCUUUGACUGCUCAAAUAAUGGCAGCCCUUGAAGAUUAAGAGAAUGAAGUUGGAACUAUGGCUUCAAAAUUAGAGUGAAACCCAAAAACUUUCCACAAUAUGGAGUGUGAAAAAAAACUAUCCCAGCCCAGUGUCUCUGUUUUUUCUGUGCUUACCCUAAUUGUCACAGUAAUGGGUGAGUGCUGAGCAGACUGCAGAGCUUAGAAUCCAUAGGAAUGCACUUACCCCAGUAUUUGUUCUGAGUAGUGAAAUUUUUAGGAUCAUCGCCCAUGUCAUUUUAGGAAGUAACCCAAAAUGGAAAUCUUAUCUGGCUUUAGCAGACCUGAAAGACAACAUGUUGUAGUUAAUUUAUUUGCUAGCAAUAUUUUUGUUACCUUAAAUUGGGCAUUACAUAAAUGAUUUGAACCAAAAACAAGUUCAGUUAAUGUCUUUUUCUUUUAUAGUUGCAAUGUAAGCUAUGUAGCAUAUAUCAAGUGUAAAAUAUUUAUAUGUAUUGUUUAAAAAGUACAAAGACUUUUUAGUAAUUAGUUAUCUUUGUAUGGACAAUCUUGUACAGACUGGCCUCUUUUUAUGUUUAAAAAUGUUAUUUGUUGUCACAUCAAACCAUUUAAAGUCAUUUUAUCACCAAUAAAAUGAUGAUCACCAAUAAAA